Messenger RNA from Leptosia nina, 2484 nucleotides. NCBI's taxonomy places the organism in Eukaryota, Metazoa, Arthropoda, Insecta, Lepidoptera, Pieridae. The record is from the annotation of a GenBank genome assembly.
AUGAAAGUGUUGCGUUUACUUCUCUAUUUUAAAUUCUUUAUAGACUAUGCAAAAAGUGAGGUUGAAUAUUAUCCAUCGAUGAGAGAGAUAUCAAGGAAAAAUAUAAAUAUUUAUGAGGAUCAAGGAUUACAGAACAGUAAAGAAAUAAAAACAGAGGAUGUUAAGCUAUUUAAUGAGAAAAAGGUUUCAAGAAAACGUGCCGCGGAUCCCGUAUUUCAUGGGAACCCAAAAACUACAGAAGAGUUAUGGCAUGAGCGAUUUUUGCCUGAAAGCCAUAAUUUUAAUCAAAUACCCUCCCUGAUAAAACUAUUACAUAAUAUCACCUUAACCUAUUUAUAUGACUGUACGCCUGUACUUCUAUACGAUUCUCAAAUGAAGUCUUCUGAAAAUAAUCUUCUUCAAGAGCUGUUUAGAUCAUUUCCAGUUACCUUCAUUCAUGGAUCUAUCGAAAAUAAUAAUAGUCUAUCAGAUCCCAAGCUCUUAGUUGAAGACAAUGAAUGCUUACAUUUCAUACUUUUUGUCGAUAACGUACAAACGUGUGCGAAGGUCUUAAGCAAGCAGUCAAAGAGCAAAGUUAUCAUUAUUGGAACUUCGUCCCAGUGGGCUGUGCAGGAGUUUUUAGCAAGUCCAUUGUCGCAAAUGUUUACAAAUUUACUGAUAGUGAGCCCAAGUUUUAAAGAUGAUGACAAAUCAUUGGAAGCGUCAUACAUAUUGUACACCCAUAAAUUGUACACAGAUGGCUUAGGAUCUAGUAAGCCUCAGAUAUUGACUUCGUGGACCCAUGGAAGGUUUUCAAGGAACGUAAACCUAUUUCCACCGAAAAUGAUAGACGGCUAUGCAGGACACAGAUUUAUUGUAGCUGUUGCUAAUCAACCGCCGUAUACAUUAAAAAGGUCAAAAAUUGACGCAGCGAGUGGUAGUAUUCGAACCGUCUGGGAUGGUGUAGAAGUCAGAAUGCUAAACUUGUUAGCAGAAAGGAAUAAUUUUUCAAUCGAAUUUGUUGAGCCUAAAGAAUUGAAUUUGGGACCAGGCGACGCGGUAGCCAAGGAAGUGUCAUCCGGUAGAGUUGAUAUUGGAAUAGCCGGCCUCUAUGCCACCUUCGAGAGAUUCAGGGAUAUGGACCUCAGUUUUGGUUAUUCCCAGGACUGUGCUGCAUUUAUCACUUUGACGUCGACUGCCCUUCCUCGAUACCGAGCUAUUUUAGGACCAUUUCAUUGGCAUGUCUGGGUUGCUCUGACGUUUACAUAUCUAAUUGCCAUAUUCCCCUUGGCAUUUUCUGACAAACAUACUUUGAGCCAUUUAAUCAACAAUGGUGGUGAAGUGGAAAAUAUGUUUUGGUACGUUUUCGGGACUUUCACGAAUUGCUUUACGUUCGUUGGCAAGAAUUCUUGGAGUAAGACGAACAAAAUUACGACUAGGUUAUUGAUUGGGUGGUACUGGCUAUAUACAAUUAUAAUAACGAGCUGCUACACCGGAUCCAUCAUAGCCUUUGUUACGUUACCGAUAUAUCCAGAAACUAUAGACACAGUAAAUCAACUAUUAAGUGGUUUCUUCAGAGUUGGCACUCUAGACCGAGGUGGCUGGGAAAGGUGGUUCUCGAAUUCCUCUGACCCUGCCUCGAGAAAGCUAUUGAAGAAGUUAGAAUUUGUCCCUGAUAUAGAAACUGGUAUUAGAAAUAUUACAAAGGCUUUUUUCUGGCCGUAUGCGUUCUUAGGAUCGAAAGCAGAACUCGAGUAUCUUGUGCAGUCUAAUUAUUCCAAGACUGAGUCAAAGCGCGCAGUACUACACAUAUCGAAGGAAUGUUUUGUACCAUUUAGUGUAACAUUUAGUUUUCCUAAUAAUUCCGCCUUCACAUCCAAACUCAGUAACGAUUUGAGAAAUAUGUUUCAAAGUGGUAUCGUGGAUAAAAUUAAGGACGACAUUAUGUGGGAAAUACAGAAGAGUAACAAGGGAAGAUAUUUGCAUUCGAAAUCGUCCGGCCUCUCAUCGUAUUCUCUAGAAGAAAAGGGAUUGACUCUUGACGACACUCAGGGAAUGUUCCUGUUGCUAGGCGCUGGAUUCCUUAUAGCGGCGGUCGCUUUGAUGUCAGAAUGGAUGGGCGGCUUCACACAAAGGUGCCGCCAACUGAAGCGAAGGUUUUCACACGUCACUGAACAUUCAAUUGUAACACCCGAACCGAGUUUGGGAAACGGCACAAAUGGAAGUAGACUAUUUUUUAAUACAAGGUCCACGAGUGUCGAAUCUAAAGAAACGCUGGACGGACAAAUUAUAAAUGUGACCGAGGAAAGUAUAACUGUCCAUAAUCAAUUUGAUACUUACGAGUUUGAUUCGAGACGAUCCAGUUCAAUGGAUUUGGAUAAGGAAGUCCAGAAGAUAUUUAAUAGAGACGAAAUGAGGAGACAGAGAUUAACAAAGUCGAUGUCUAUUGAUGAGGAAAGGUCAAGUACUGCAUCAAAGGUUUUCGGUGAUCAUGUCUUUGAAUAG